Molecule: messenger RNA, 1082 nt
Organism: Ichthyophthirius multifiliis
Lineage: Eukaryota; Ciliophora; Oligohymenophorea; Hymenostomatida
Product: protein kinase domain protein
Exons: 6
Biological process (GO): protein phosphorylation
Molecular function (GO): protein serine/threonine kinase activity; ATP binding
Source: RefSeq, a predicted model, not a curated record
AUGAUUUUGAGUUUAUAAAAGUUAUAAAAUAAAUCAAUUUUUUUUACAAAAAUAUAUAUUUUUAUUUAAAAAAAAAAAUAGUGUAUAGGUACAGGUACAUUUGGUAAAGUAUAUUUGAUAUAAAAAAAGGACAAUCGUAUUAUUUAUUUUUUAAAAAAAAAAACGAUAAAAUUUAAUAAUUAAAAAAUAAAAGAAAAGACUUAUGCUAUAAAAAUAUUAAAAAAAAUUAAUUUCAAAAAUAAAAAAUAAAUAAACUAAAUUUAAACAGAAAGAAAUAUAUUAGUAAAUAUAGAAAGUCCUUUUAUAGUUUAAGUAAAAUACGCAUUUUAGAAUUCAGUUAAACUAUACAUUGUAAUGGAAUUUUGUUAAGGAGGGGAUAUAUUUAACCAUAUGGUAAAACAUCCUUGUUUUCCUGAAAAUAAAGUUAAAUUUUACGCUGUUGAAAUAUUUUUAGCAAUAAAAACCUUACAUGAAAAUUAAAUCCUAUAUAGAGAUUUAAAACCUGAAAAUAUUUUAAUAACUUCAUCAGGAAAUAUUAAAUUGACAGAUUUUGGAUUAUCUAAAUCUUAAUUUAAAAAUAAAUAACUUACUUAUACUUAUUGUGGAACACCGGAAUAUAUGUCUCCGGAAAUGUUAAAAAAGGAAGGACAUGAUUUUUCAACAGAUUGGUGGAGUUAUGGGGCCGUUAUUUAUGAAAUGCUUAAUGGAGCUCCUCCUUUUUAUAGCAAAAAUUAAAAAGAUAUGAUAGAAAAUAUUAAGAAAACAGACGUUUAAUUAGGUAAAAAUUUAUCAGUAGAAUGUUAAGACUUUUUAAAGGGACUAUUAUAAAGAGAUGUAUUUAAAUUGGGAAAUGGACCAAAUGGAGCAUAAGAUAUUUAAAAUCAUUCAUUUUUUAAAAAUAUUGAUUGGGAAUCAUUUCUUUAACUCAAAGUUGAGCCACCUUUUAUCCCUAAAAUAUGUAAUAGAUAUGAUUUGAGUAAUAUAGAUUAGGAUUUUGUUAGAUAAAAAAGUUGUGACACUCCAUUUGAAUAAUUUGAAAGGAAUUCGAAAAAAAAUAAUUUUUAAGGAUUUUCUUAUGAAAA